AUGCCAGCCAAAGUUCCCAAGCCGCCCAAAACUCCCUCCAUAACCGCAAAAGCGCUGCAAACCCUCCUCACAUGCAUUGGCUCUGCCUCAUCGGGUACAAAAUCAGUGCUGCACUCACGUCUCCUGCGCGACCUGCCCGUCUCCCGGUUCCGCAAUAUUCAUGCUAAAGGGGAUACGCAACAGACUGCGAAUUCGAAUAGCAAGCUACGAAUUGUGAGUAUAGACAUGGGCAUCAAGAAUCUCGCUUUUUGUGAAGCCCUGGUCUCGUAUCCCGGGUCCAUGCAAGAGAAAAGGGCAAAGGGGGUGAAGAAGGAGUGGGAUGCAACCAUGGAAAUUGUACGAUGGGAAAAGGUGGAUCUUGUAGCAAACACGCAGGACCCACGACAGGCGUUUCCCAUUGUCACGUCCAAGGGCAAAGCUGGCAGGUCGAAGAUUUCAAGUGAGGAAGAAGACGAAGAAGUAGACCCUUACUCCCUCCCUGUUCUUUCAGAGACUGCCUAUCGGCUUAUCAAACGGACCAUCCUCUCCAGUGCCCCAGAUGUCAUUCUCAUUGAAAGACAGCGCUGGCGGUCCGGCGGUGGCAGCGCAGUGCAGCAGUGGACUGUGCGUGUGAAUACGCUCGAAGGUAUGUUGUGGGCUGUGCUCGCAACGCUCAAGGGAGAAAGUGCACACUUGCCAAACACACAUGGGGAGACGCAUCCCCAGGCUAUCAAGCCGUAUGAGGUUUUCGCCGUAGAUCCCAAGCGACGAGGAAAUCGAGAGCGCGGAAAGUCGAGCAAGAGAUGA
Plenodomus lingam JN3 is the source of this 786-nucleotide messenger RNA. The record is from RefSeq and is a predicted model, not a curated record. NCBI's taxonomy places the organism in Eukaryota, Fungi, Ascomycota, Dothideomycetes, Pleosporales, Leptosphaeriaceae.